AUGCCCAGGGGACCCGAGUUCAUCGAGGAGGAAAUUCCCUUAACAUACACCCAGGACCUGCUCAAGGCAAGGGUGGUAGGGGAUUCGAAAGCUCCGAAAAUUCCUUUGUACGAUGGGAUGACCAACUUAUACGAUCAUCUGGAUAAUUUCCGCUACGCCAUGGAGGGACGUGGGGCAAACAAAGCAACCAAGUGUCGCCUGUUCCCGAAAACUCUCAAGGGCCCAGCCACGAGUUGGUUCAAGAGGUUCGCCCCAGAGUCCAUUAGCUCUUUCGUCGAGCUCAGGAAAGUCUUCUUGGAAAGAUAUAUGAUCAUUUCAGAUCGGCUCUACACCGCAAAUGACUUAUUAAUGGUCAGACAACAACUCGACAAAAAGCUUAGAGACUACAUCACUCGAUUCAAUAAUGAAUACGCAAGCUGCGAAGGGUGCGAUGAGGCCACGGCACACAACGCACUGAUGGGAGGGCUCCAAGGAGGAGAUUUCUAUUUUUCCCUUACUAGGAACCCGCCGGAGACAUAUAAAGACCUCUUCCGCGAGGCUACGAGCUAUUCCCAAGCCGAGCAAUUGAACCUGGCUAGAAAGGCCACAGCAGGGUCGAUCCCAGAUACCAACGCGGCAUACCAGCCCAGGGAUAAGAGGCCCAACGACUAUGCCUAUGAUCGGUCAACAAAAAGAAGGAAGGGAGAGCUGGGGUCCUCGGCUCGGAAGGGCGAUAACAGACCUGAGAAGCAUAAUCAGUACACAAACUAUACCCCCUUGAAUAAAUCAAAGGGUGAAAUAUUUGCAGUAAUAGCCGGUGAGCUCCUUAACCCGAAAAGGGCAAGAUUUCCUUACCGAGGAAGGAGGGACGAAGGCAAGUAUUGCAAGUACCACCGCGACUACGGUCACCACAUAGAUGACUGCUACUAG
Molecule: messenger RNA, 909 nt
Organism: Prunus mume (Japanese apricot)
Lineage: Eukaryota; Viridiplantae; Streptophyta; Magnoliopsida; Rosales; Rosaceae
Source: RefSeq, a predicted model, not a curated record